GGGACGGAUCGGCGACAUCUGAGGCCCGGCUCCCACGCCGCCGCCGCCAUGUCCUCCUCCACCUCCUCCUCCUCCCCCAAGGAGGAGACGUACGAGGAGGACCGGGAGUUCGAGAGCCAGGCCAAGCGCCUCAAGACCGAGGAAGGGGAGAUCGUCUACUCGGCGGAGGAGAGCGAGACUCGCCAGGAAGCGACGCCUCAUCGGGCCGGGAGCGACAGCGACAGCGGCGGCGGAGGUGGUGGAGGCGGCGGCGGCGACGGCGACGGCGGCGAAGGAGGCAGCGGCGGCGGCGGCGGCGGCGACGACGAAGACGAAGAGGGCGACGGCGGGGAAGGCGACGGCGGAGAAGAAGAAGAAGAAGAAGGUGACGGCGACGAAGGCGACGACGGCGAUGAAGGCGGCAGCGGCGGCGACGAAGGCGGCAGCGGCGGCGGCGGCCCCCGGAGCAUGCCCCAGUCCAUGGAAGGAGGUGGAAGUCAUCAUAAAGUUUCUGUCUCCCCUGUUGUGCAUGUCCGAGGGCUCUGUGAGUCAGUGGUGGAAGCCGACCUUGUGGAGGCGCUGGAGAAAUUUGGGACAAUAUGCUACGUGAUGAUGAUGCCGUUUAAACGACAGGCUCUAGUGGAGUUUGAAAAUGUCGAUAGUGCCAAAGAGUGCGUGACAUUUGCUGCAGAUGAGCCUGUGUACAUUGCCGGCCAACAGGCUUUCUUCAACUAUUCUACAAGUAAAAGAAUCACUCGGCCAGGAAACACUGAUGAUCCCUCAGGGGGCAACAAAGUUCUCCUGCUCUCCAUUCAGAAUCCUCUCUAUCCAAUCACAGUGGAUGUUCUAUAUACAGUAUGCAACCCUGUUGGAAAAGUACAACGUAUUGUUAUAUUCAAGAGAAAUGGAAUACAAGCAAUGGUUGAGUUUGAGUCGGUCCUUUGUGCCCAAAAAGCUAAAGCAGCACUCAAUGGAGCUGAUAUAUAUGCCGGAUGUUGCACACUAAAAAUCGAAUAUGCCAGGCCAACUCGUCUCAAUGUGAUUAGGAAUGACAAUGACAGUUGGGACUACACUAAGCCUUAUUUGGGAAGACGAGAUAGAGGAAAGGGUCGCCAGAGACAAGCCAUUUUGGGAGAUCAUCCUUCUUCGUUUAGACAUGAUGGCUAUGGAUCGCAUGGUCCAUUGUUGCCUUUACCAAGUCGUUAUAGAAUGGGCUCUAGAGAUACACCUGAACUUGUUGCUUAUCCAUUACCACAAGCUUCUUCCUCUUACAUGCAUGGAGGAAGUCCCUCUGGCUCCGUUGUAAUGGUUAGUGGAUUACACCAGCUCAAAAUGAAUUGUUCAAGAGUCUUCAACCUGUUCUGCUUGUAUGGAAAUAUCGAAAAGGUAAAAUUUAUGAAGACCAUUCCUGGUACAGCACUUGUAGAAAUGGGUGACGAGUAUGCUGUAGAAAGAGCUGUCACACACCUUAAUAAUGUCAAACUCUUUGGGAAAAGACUUAAUGUUUGUGUAUCUAAACAACAUUCAGUUGUUCCAAGUCAAAUAUUUGAGCUGGAGGAUGGUACAAGUAGCUACAAAGAUUUUGCAAUGAGUAAAAAUAAUCGCUUUACAAGUGCUGGCCAGGCAUCUAAGAAUAUAAUCCAGCCACCCUCUUGUGUGCUGCAUUAUUAUAAUGUUCCACUGUGUGUCACAGAAGAGACCUUCACAAAGUUGUGUAACGACCACGAAGUCCUUCCAUUCAUCAAAUACAAAGUGUUUGAUGCGAAAGCUUCUGCUAAAACCCUGUCUGGGCUGUUGGAGUGGAAAUGCAAGACUGACGCCGUGGAAGCUCUCACUGCACUCAACCACUACCAGAUCCGAGUCCCAAAUGGUUCCAAUCCCUAUACAUUGAAGCUUUGCUUUUCUACAUCAUCCCAUUUAUAAGAAGAGAAGAGCAUGUUAGAUUUACGUUCAUCUUUAUUACAGUUUUAAAGCUAUACUUCAUUAAAAAUAUUCUAAAAUGGUUGAUCUAAUGUUGCCUUGCUUACUAUAAGAUCCUGUUCUGUAAUAAACAUAUUUUGCCUCAAGUAAAUUUGUUGUUAACUUAAAUAUUGUUUUCACCUUAAGAUAGAAUACCAUAACGUAGACUGUCUACAGCUUCGUUGUAGAUUUUUACAAACGUAUGAUUUCUAACAUUAUUACAAAUUUUGUUCCAUGGUAAAAUAUAUUUGCAUUCUUAGUGCUAAUUUGUUGCAAAUGUUUUCCCAUUGUGUUUGAGAUUAAUGCAGGUGAAAAGUAUUGCAUUUUAAUACAGAAUUCCUACAAUAGAAGAUUGAAUGUUAUAGUUACUCAUUAAACAUAAUUUGUAUUUAUUAUUUUAAACAAAUUUGAGAAUGAUAUUGCAUUUGUUGACUUUCCAGAAGUACAGAUUUAGCUGAUUUCAAUUUCUAAAAGGCUUCAUAGACAUGAACACACUUGUACGGUAUGCAUUCAAACUCAAAUUGGUGUGUUUCUUUUCAAAAGUCAUCAUCCAUUUGUAUUGACAUGUUUCUGUUCUAGUUCCAUUUUGGAGGUUUUAUAAAGUUAUAAUAAUAAGUUAA
Molecule: messenger RNA, 2558 nt
Organism: Peromyscus eremicus (cactus mouse)
Lineage: Eukaryota; Metazoa; Chordata; Mammalia; Rodentia; Cricetidae
Gene: Hnrnpll
Product: heterogeneous nuclear ribonucleoprotein L like
Exons: 13
Coding region: 49-1902 (617 amino acids)
Biological process (GO): mRNA processing; regulation of RNA splicing
Cellular component (GO): nucleus
Molecular function (GO): mRNA binding
Source: RefSeq, a predicted model, not a curated record